UGCCACAACCCCCACCCACGCCCAAAACAUUGAACACACCCCGUCAACCCAACCCAGGAGCGCUCAACUAGGACGAUUUAAACCUGCAAAAGGAACUCAGCAAACCCAAGGCCCGACUGUUUACCAAAAACAUAGCCUUCAGCCAAACAAGUAUUGAAGGUGAUGCCUGCCCAGUGACGUUCAACGGCCGCGGUAUCCUAACCGUGCAAAGGUAGCGCAAUCAAUUGUCCCAUAAAUCGAGACUUGUAUGAAUGGCUAAACGAGGUCUUAACUGUCUCCUGCAGGCAAUCAGUGAAACUGAUCUCCCCGUGCAAAAGCAGGGAUGAACACAUAAGACGAGAAGACCCUGUGGAACUUCAAAAUCAAUAGCCACCACACACCCAAAACCAAACCUACCUAGGCCCACUAAUCUAACACACUGGCUAAUAUUUUUAGGUUGGGGCGACCCUGGAGAACAACAAAUCCUCCAAAAACUAGGGCCACAACCCUUAACUAAGAGCAACCCCUCAACGUGCUAACAGCAUACAGACCCAAUAAAAUUGACCAACGAACCAAGCUACCCCAGGGAUAACAGCGCAAUCUCCUCCAAGAGCCCCUAUCGACGAGGAGGUUUACGACCUCGAUGUUGGAUCAGGACAUCCUAGUGGUGCAACCGCUACCAAGGGUUCGUUUGUUCAACGAUUAAAAGUCCUACGUGAUCUGAGUUCAGACCGGAGCAAUCCAGGUCGGUUUCUAUCUAUGAUUUAACUCUUCCUAGUACGAAAGGACCGGAAAAGUAGGGCCAAUACCCCAAGCACGCCCUCUCCCCAAGUGAUGCCCCCAACUAAAUCACCAAAGGAACCAAAAUUACCCCCCCCGAAAAUGGCCGCUAGUGUAGCAGAGCCCGGCAAAUGCAAAAGACUUAAACCCUUUACUCCAGAGGUUCAAAUCCUCUCUCUAGCUCCCACUAUGAUCUGACCAAACAUUCCCCCAACCUACCCCAUCAUAAUAUUAUCCUACAUAGUCCCAAUCCUAAUCGCCGUAGCAUACCUCACAUUAAUUGAACGAAAAAUCCUAAGCUACAUACAAUCCCGAAAAGGCCCAAACAUCGUAGGCCCCUUUGGACUUCUACAACCCAUAGCCGACGGAAUCAAAUUAUUCAUUAAAGAACCAAUCCGCCCCUCCACAUCCUCCCCACUCCUAUUCAUCACAACCCCAAUACUAGCCCUCCUCCUCGCACUAACAAUCUGAGCACCCCUCCCCCUCCCAUUCUCUCUCGCAGACCUAAACCUAGGCCUCCUCUUCCUCCUAGCAAUAUCCAGCCUAGCAGUCUACUCAAUCCUAUGAUCAGGAUGAGCAUCAAACUCAAAAUAUGCUUUAAUCGGCGCACUACGAGCAGUAUCCCAAACCAUCUCCUAUGAAGUUACACUAGCCAUCAUCCUCCUAUCCGUAAUCACAUUAAGCGGAAACUACACUAUAACCACCCUCACCACACUACAAGAACCUUUAUACCUCAUAUUCUCCUCCUGACCCCUCGCCAUAAUAUGAUACAUCUCAACACUAGCUGAAACAAACCGCUCCCCCUUCGACCUCACAGAAGGAGAAUCUGAACUAGUCUCCGGCUUCAAUGUAGAAUACUCCGCAGGACCAUUCGCCCUGUUCUUCCUAGCUGAAUACACAAACAUUAUACUAAUAAACACACUAACCACCCUCCUAUUCCUAAACCCAAGCACAUUAAACCCACCCUCAGAACUAUUCCCACUCAUCCUGGCCACAAAGACCCUACUCCUCUCCUCAAGCUUCCUAUGAAUCCGAGCAUCCUAUCCACGAUUCCGAUACGACCAACUCAUACACCUCCUCUGAAAAAACUUCCUCCCCCUAACCCUAUCUCUCCACCUCUGACACACUAGCAUACCAAUCUCUUACGCGGGCCUACCUCCUUACCUAAGGAAAUGUGCCUGAAUGUAAGGAUCACUGUGAUAAAGUGAACAUAGAGGUAUACCAACCCUCUCAUUUCCUAACUCAAACCUUAGAAAAGCAGGAAUCGAACCUACACAAAAGGAAUCAAAAUCCUCCAUACUUCCUUUAUAUUAUUUCCUAGUAAGGUCAGCUAACAAAGCUAUCGGGCCCAUACCCCGAAAAUGAUGGUUCAACUCCCUCCCCUACUAAUGAGUCCCCUCACAAAACUUAUCUCAAUCACAAGUCUACUCCUAGGGACAACAAUCACCGUCACAAGCAACCACUGAAUAAUAGCCUGAACAGGAUUAGAAAUUAACACCCUAGCCAUCAUCCCCCUAAUCUCCAAACCCCAUCACCCACGAGCCAUUGAAGCCGCAACCAAAUACUUCCUCGUACAAGCAGCCGCCUCCGCACUAUUACUCUUCUCAAGCAUAAUCAACGCACAAUCCACCGGACAAUGAGACAUCACUCAACUCACCCACCCACCCUCACAACUUCUACUAACCACUGCAAUUGCCACCAAACUAGGCCUAACCCCAUUCCAUUUCUGAUUCCCAGAAGUACUCCAAGGAUCCUCCCUCAUCACAGCCCUCCUCCUAUCAACAGCAAUAAAACUCCCACCCACCUCCCUCCUACUUCUAACAUCACACUCACUAAACCCCACACUACUCAUCACCAUAUCCAUCAUAUCCAUUGCCCUGGGCGGCUGAAUGGGACUCAACCAAACACAAACCCGAAAAAUCAUAGCCUUCUCUUCCAUCUCCCACUUAGGCUGAAUAGCCAUCAUUAUUAUCUACAACCCAAAACUAACCCUACUAGCCUUCCUCAUCUACACCUUAAUAACAACUUCCAUCUUCCUCACCAUAAACACAACCAACACCUUGAAACUACCAACACUAAUAUCUUCAUGAACC
Messenger RNA from Pezoporus occidentalis (night parrot), 2852 nucleotides. Its product is annotated as NADH-ubiquinone oxidoreductase chain 2-like. Gene Ontology annotation, molecular function: NADH dehydrogenase (ubiquinone) activity. NCBI's taxonomy places the organism in Eukaryota, Metazoa, Chordata, Aves, Psittaciformes, Psittacidae. The transcript has a single exon. Gene Ontology annotation, biological process: mitochondrial electron transport, NADH to ubiquinone. The record is from RefSeq and is a predicted model, not a curated record.